AUGUUUAUUUGUUGUUGUUUUUUUUUACACAAAAUAAUAUUUUAAAAUAAAGGGAAUUAUUUCUUAUAAAUGGCAACUUAGUUAUAAAGGAGUGUCGUUGAAGAUUGGUUAUCAAACUGAUCAGAUGAAUUAAUAUUUGAUGGGAUAACAUCAGAAGGUAUCCUAGCUUCAAAGAUCAAUAUAUUUAUAACUGCAAUAAUAUGAAAAUUGAAUCUUGUUGAAUUAUUAAUGAAUGAUGUCUGAUGAUUUGGUUUUUCCACCACCAGAUGCUUUCUCAUUUAUGCACGACCUUAGUCAGUUGCAGGAUCAUGUUAAUGACAUAAAUCCUGCAUUUCCAAUGCCUGAACAAUUAAAUAUACCUGAGCUUGUUCCACACAGAGUUUUAUCACCAAGAGAUGAACAGUUUCAUAAUAUUAGUCAUUCAAGCUCUCCUUCGUUAUUUACACCCAUUUCAAACCUUAUAAAACAAACUCAGCAACACUCGGCACUUGUAGAAAAUCCUAUAAUAUGUUUUCCAACACAAUUAGAAAAGUUUAAUUCAAUUCCACAGCAGCAUUCGACAAAUGAACUAAACAUUCACAGUAACUUUGUAAAUGAUAUUCAUGGAAUCAAUAAUAAAGUAUUACCAAACGAACUUAUAUCUAAAAAUCCAUCGUCACAGAACUCUCAAUAUAUAGUUGCUGGUAAUCAGCAUAUAUCGAUGCAGCCUCAUAAAAAUAUAUCUAAUAUGCAGUAUAAUAAUUUAAAUACUGUUGAACUUUCAAAUACUUCUAACCAUUUACUUAACAUUAACUCUAAACAGCCUCAAACAUUAAAGCUUCCUUCAGAAAUUCAAACAUCGCCUAAACCGCCUCUCAAAGGACAAAUAGUAAAAACUGCUGACCAGAAGCUUAUGUUUGUUACUGAAGUUAAUGGUAAGCGAGUUGGUUAUCUUAUACAACAGUCAAAGCCAUCUUUAGAAACUCAGCAAAGUAACACUUUGCAACAAUUACAAUUAAAUACAACCAUUAAUCAAUUUUCUAAUUCAAUUGAUGAUGUUAUAUCAGGUUCAUCAGAAAUGAUGACAAAUCAAAAUCUUAUUGGUGAUGGUAUAAAAUCUCCUUCAUUUUUUGAUGGAUCUGCAGGAGUUUCUAAAAAACAAUUUGAAACUGACAGGAAAGAAUCAAUAGCAAAUGUUCUACGAGAAAAAUUUCAUAAUUUACGCCAUCCGCUUUAUUCAAAGAACCAAUAUAAAAAAACUGAUGAAAAUACUACUUCUGUGAAAACUCCAAGCACAACUGUUGAGCACAUUCCAACUAUAAAUAGAAUUAUGGAAGAUUUGAACAGAGCAAUGGAAGUGCAAGUUGAGAAAGACAAUAAUGAAAAUAUUUUUGAUGAAGAAGGACAAGAAAUUGAAUUUAGUGAAAAUGAUUUGACUUAUGAAGAAUCUUUAGAGACGGAGUGGAAUAAAAAAAACGAUGUAAAAGAAUUAACUAAUUCAAGGACUUCCAGUACUGAUGAUGAAGAUUCGUUACCUUUAUCAAAGUUAAAAUUUGAAGAAGAUUUAACUGAAAUUUCUUCCAAAAAAAAGGGGAGAAAAGCAGGUUCUAAAAACAGUGACUUACUUCCAUUAUCCCAAGUUGCUGCUAAACUUAGGAAGGAAGAUGAUACAAAAUUAAAAGGGAAAAAGAAAGAGAAAACUAAAGCAAAAAAAAUGAAAAAGGAUUCCAGGGCACCAGUGAAGCCCAUUCUGGCAUAUCAACUAUUUUUUCGUGAGGUUCAAACUGGAAUCAAGAAAGAUCAUCCUGAGCUUGGAUUUGGUGAGGUUUCAAAAAUGGUUGCACAAUUAUGGGAAGCAUUGAGUGAAGAUAAAAAAAAUGUAUACCAUGAUAAAUAUAACAAAGACAAAAAUGAGUACUCAGAAAAACUCAAACAAUAUAAAGAAUUAAUUGCUAAGGAAGGUACUACUACAACUACUUCAUUACCUGUAUCAUCUCCUAGUGAAGAAGCAAACAGCGAUACAACUGUAAAUUUGCUUAAAAGAAAAGGAAAAAAAUCUAACAAAAUACUGGUGACAAGAAAAAAAUCAUUAACUGAAUCUGAUCGAAAUGCUAAUCAGUUUAUGGAGCAAACAAAUAUGGACAUGAAUAGAAUAGAGUUUAAUAAUGAUGAAAUAAGUGCAGUUGAUGAUGUUGGUGUAAAUAAAAAUAAAUAUAAAACAAGAGUAAAAAACAAAUCUUUUGAGUCUGAAAAGGAUAUUGGUUCUUCCCCAUCCUUACCUUCAUCAGAUAGCUCUGAUGAUGAUGUUGAUGAUGAAGAUGAUCCUACCAUAUCUAGAAUUAGACAAAAAGCUGCUGAGCUGAAAGAAAAAAUUAAUAGAGAAAAACUUGCUGUAAGAAAACAAAUACAAUCUAAUAAACCUGUAAAAAUGGAAGUUGAAACUGUAUCAGAAGGACUAGUUAAUAAUAGUACUGUUGAAGAGACUAUAAAACAGUCAAAUUUUGUUGAACGAUUUUCUGAUACCAAAUCCCCACCUAUAUCAAAACCUGUUUUCAAAAUACCUAAAAAAUCCAGCGUAGAAAAUGGUGUGAGCGUUUCGCCGACACCUCGUCUUUGUAUUCGAGUUGCAUGUGGAAGUGUUGCUAAAACAACUCGAGAACGCGGAGGUCAAUAUUGCAGUAACGAAUGUCUUGUCCUCUACUGCAGAGAGGUUUUCGACUCUUGGGUGUUCGACAGACAAAAUGAAGAGAGUGGAAUGGUCACCUAAGUACGACUAUUGGAAAUUACUAACUCUGCAAACAUUACUCUGAUUCUACAAGAGAGAGAAUUUUUCGCUGAAAGUUUUCAAACGCAUGCUUUUAGUUACUUCACUUAGCAGAUUAUUUGCUUGAAGAUUAUAAAUAUAUACAUUAUUUGUUAGUUAAAUUCAUCGGGCAAGUUUUUGGCUGAAGAUAAAUUUUUUAAUUAGCCAGCGAGUGACAGUUUUUUUUUUUUUUUUUUUUUUAUUAUAAAUUUUACUUUAUUUUUAAAAAAAAAUCAUUUUUUAGUUUGCUUACUAAUUCUUUCAAUUUCUCAUUUGUUAUCUAAUUUCCAAAAAUGUUAAUUCUUGCUUUGACCUGGGAGGUUAGACCAUGAUUUGGUAAAAAAUACACGUUUAAAGAAAUCCUUUAUCUUUGUCAGUUUUGUUUUUUAGACAACAGUUUUUUGUUAAAUUGUACAUUUUUAUCAGACACGCGAAACACUAAUAAUAUUUCGCUAAAAUAAAUUAAGAUUGCAGGU
This is a messenger RNA of Hydra vulgaris (swiftwater hydra), 3258 nucleotides long. RefSeq lists its product as uncharacterized. Gene Ontology annotation, biological process: regulation of transcription by RNA polymerase II. Gene Ontology annotation, cellular component: nucleus. The record is from RefSeq and is a predicted model, not a curated record. NCBI's taxonomy places the organism in Eukaryota, Metazoa, Cnidaria, Hydrozoa, Anthoathecata, Hydridae. Gene Ontology annotation, molecular function: chromatin DNA binding.